Messenger RNA from Acanthosepion pharaonis, 990 nucleotides. Lineage: Eukaryota; Metazoa; Mollusca; Cephalopoda; Sepiida; Sepiidae. The record is from the annotation of a GenBank genome assembly.
AUGAAUAUCGUGCACCAGCCACUCCGGUUGCUCUUCGGUCACUACUCGGUCGCUCUUUGUUUGCUACUCAGGUGUUACUUGGUCGCAUCUCGGUUGAUCUUCGGUCGCUACGCGGUCAUUUCCGGUAGAUCGCCGGUUGCUUGGUCACUAAUCCAUCGCUCUUCGAUCGCUGCUCGGUUGCUACUCGGUCAUUACUCGGUCGCUAAUACGUCAAUCUUUAGUUCCUCUUCGGCGGCCCCUCGUUACUUGGUCGCUACUCCGUCGCACUUCAUUUGCCCCCAGGUUGCUUUGCGGUCGUUAAUCGGUUGCUACUCCGUUGUGCUUUGGUCGUUCCUCGGUUGCUACUCGGUCAUUACUCGGGCGCUUUUAGUUCGCUCUUCAGUCGCCCCUCAGUACUCUUCAGUAGUUACUUGGUCGCUACUUCGUCGCUCUUCGUUCGCCGCCAGGUUGCUUUUCGGUCGUUCAUCGGUUGCUACUCCGUUGUACUUCAGUCGUCCCUCGGCUGCUCUUCGGUUGCUACUCGGUCAUUACUCAGUCGCUAAUCCGUCGCUCUUAGUUCGCUCUUUGAUCGUUCUUCGGUCGCCCCUCGAUACUCUUCGGUCGUUUCUUGGUCGCUACUUCGUCGCUCUUCGUUCGCCCCCAGGUUACUUUUCGGUCGUUAAUCGGUUGCUACUCCGUUGUGCUUUGGUCUUUGCUCUUUGGUCGCUCUUCGGUCGCCUCUCGGUACUCUUCGGUAGUUACUUAGUCGCUACUUCGUCGCUCUUCGUUCGCCCCCAGGUUGCUUUUCGGUCGUUCCUCGGUUGCUACUCCGUUGUUCUUCGGUCGUUCUUCGGUUGCUACUCGAUCAUUACUCGGUCGCUCUUAGUUCGCUCUUUGGUCGCUACCUGUUUGCUCAUCGGUCGCUACUCGUUUGCUCAUCGGUCGUUCCUCGGUCGGUCUUCUGUCGCUCCUCGGUUGCUACUCCCUCGCUAUUUGGUCGCUCCUCGGUAG